AUGUCUGAUUCCAACACAACCGACUUCACCAACCCCUCCACCUUCAUCCUGCUGGGCAUUCCUGGCCUGGAGAUGGCCCAUGUCUGGAUCUCCAUCCCCUUCUGCGCCAUGUACAUAAUAGCCAUCUUGGGGAACUUCACCAUGCUGGUCAUUGUGAAGAGGGAGAAGAUCCUACAUGAGCCCAUGUACUAUUUCCUCUGCAUGCUGGCCAUCAGCGACCUGGUCCUGUCUACAUCCACCCUGCCCAAAAUGUUGAGCAUUUUCUGGUUCAAUUCCAGGGAGAUCGAGUUCAGUGCCUGCCUCACCCAGAUGUACUUCAUUAACUGCUCCUUAGUGAUGGACUCUGGGUUCCUUGUGGCCAUGGCUUUGGAUCGCUACGUGGCCAUCUGCAAUCCCCUGAGACAUUCCACCAUCCUGACACACCCUGUGGUGGCUAAGCUUGGCCUGGCCGUGGUGCUGCGCGGCGGCAUGCUCAUACUGCCAUAUCCCUUCCUGGCGAGGCAAUGGCCAUAUUGUAGAACCAACAUCAUUCCCCACUCGUACUGUGAACACAUGGCUGUCAUGAAGCUGGCCUGUGCCGACAUCCGCGUCAGUAGUUACUACAGCCUCUCUGUGGCAUUCUUGGUGAUAGGUCUGGAUGUAUGUUUUAUUGCCAUGUCCUAUAUCCAGAUCCUCAGGGCCAUCUUCAGACUCCCCACAAAGGACGCCCGGCUCAAGACUUUUGGGACCUGCGGCUCCCACCUCUGUGUCAUUUUAGCCUCUUACAUCCCAGUUCUCUUCUCUGUCCUUACACACCGGUUUGGCCACAAUGUGGCUGUACAUUUCCACAUUCUGAUGGCUAACGCCUACCUGCUCGUGCCCCCCAUGCUACAUCCCAUCAUCUACGGGGUGAGGACCAAACAGAUCCGGGACAGGCUGCUCCGGCUACUUACUCAUAAAGGGAUGUAA
Molecule: messenger RNA, 948 nt
Organism: Trachemys scripta elegans
Lineage: Eukaryota; Metazoa; Chordata; Testudines; Emydidae
Product: olfactory receptor 52R1-like
Exons: 1
Coding region: 1-948 (315 amino acids)
Biological process (GO): G protein-coupled receptor signaling pathway
Cellular component (GO): membrane
Molecular function (GO): olfactory receptor activity; G protein-coupled receptor activity
Source: RefSeq, a predicted model, not a curated record